GGAGAAGCCACCCGCCCGCACCCGGCGCUGGGGUCUCCGAGGAGUCGCGUGCGUCGCCGCCGCCGCCCUUCGCCGUGGUCCCAGCCAUGGCUGCACGCAUGUUCCGCGGCUCCCUACGCUGGUGGGGCUGCCGCUGCGCCUUGCCCUCGCGGCCGGCCGCGAGAUAUUCUCAUUCUGGAGGAGAAGAACGUCUAGAAACUCCUUCUGCUAAAAAAUUAACAGAUAUAGGAAUUAGAAGAAUCUUUUCUUCAGAACAUGACAUUUUCCGGAAAAGUGUAAGGAAGUUUUUUCAAGAAGAAGUGAUUCCUUACCACGCAGAGUGGGAGAAAGCUGGAGAAGUGAGUAGGGAGCUUUGGGAGAAAGCUGGAAAACAAGGACUGCUCGGUGUCAAUAUUGCAGAGCGUCAUGGUGGUAUUGGUGGGGACCUUUAUUCCGCAGCUGUUACCUGGGAGGAACAAGCGUAUUCGAAUUGUACAGGCCCAGGUUUUAUUCUUCAUUCAGAUAUUAUCAUGCCCUAUAUUGUAAACUAUGGCUCAGAAGAACAGAUUAAGCGGUUCAUCCCGCAGAUGACCAGUGGGAAAUGUAUCGGUGCCUUAGCAGUGACAGAGCCUGGGGCGGGAAGUGAUUUGCAAGGAAUAAGAACAAAUGCCAAAAAGGAUGGAAGUGACUGGAUUCUCAAUGGAAGCAAGGUGUUCAUCUCCAAUGGGUGGCUGAGUGACAUUGUGAUUGUAGUGACAGUCACAAAUCGUGAAGCUCUCUCUCCUGCCCAUGGCAUUAGCCUUUUUCUGGUGGAAAAUGGAAUGAAAGGAUUUAUCAAGGGAAGAAAGCUACAAAAAAUGGGACAAAAAGCCCAGGAUACUGCAGAAUUAUUCUUUGAAGAUGUCCGGUUGCCAGCUAGUGCCCUAAUUGGAGAAGAGAAUAAAGGCUUCUAUUACCUCAUGAAAGAGCUUCCACAGGAAAGGCUAGUGAUUGCUGACCUGGCAGUUUCAGCCAGUGAAUUCAUGUUUGAAGAAACCAGGACUUAUGUUAAAGAAAGAAAAAUUUUUGGGAAAACAGUUGCACAAAUGCAGACAGUACAACAUAAGCUAGCAGAAUUAAAAACACAAAUUUGUGUAACCAGAGCUUUUGUGGACAGCUGUCUCCAGCUGCAUGAAAAGAAACGUCUGGACUCUGCCUCUGCCUCCAUGGCGAAAUAUUGGGCAUCUGAGUUACAAAACCGUGUGGCUUAUGACUGUGUCCAGCUCCAUGGAGGUUGGGGAUACAUGUGGGAGUACCCAAUUGCAAAAGCUUAUGUGGAUGCCCGAGUUCAGACAAUCUAUGGUGGUACCAACGAAAUAAUGAAGGAGCUGAUUGCAAGAGAAAUCAUCCAAGACAAGUAGAUGUCUGCCCACAUCCUGGAAUCCUAUUACAACUAAUCUGGUUUUAAAUCUACUCAA
Lontra canadensis (Northern American river otter) is the source of this 1436-nucleotide messenger RNA. It is a transcript of the gene ACADL, whose product is annotated as acyl-CoA dehydrogenase long chain. The coding region runs from base 87 to 1379 and encodes 430 amino acids. Gene Ontology annotation, molecular function: long-chain fatty acyl-CoA dehydrogenase activity; flavin adenine dinucleotide binding. Gene Ontology annotation, cellular component: mitochondrion. Gene Ontology annotation, biological process: carnitine metabolic process, CoA-linked; long-chain fatty acid catabolic process; fatty acid beta-oxidation using acyl-CoA dehydrogenase. The record is from RefSeq and is a predicted model, not a curated record. The transcript is spliced from 11 exons. Lineage: Eukaryota; Metazoa; Chordata; Mammalia; Carnivora; Mustelidae.